This is a messenger RNA of Knipowitschia caucasica, 414 nucleotides long. NCBI's taxonomy places the organism in Eukaryota, Metazoa, Chordata, Actinopteri, Gobiiformes, Gobiidae. The record is from the annotation of a GenBank genome assembly.
AUGAGGACUGGGGGAGAGAGUACACAGGUGCAGACGGGGGCGGAGAGUACACAGGUGAGGACGAGGAGAGAGUACACAGGUUUUGCAGACGGAGGAGAGCGGUCGUUCAGGAGGAGAGAGUCACAGGUGCAGUCGGAGGAGAGAGUACACUGGUGCAGUCAGGGGAGAGAGUACACAGGUGCAGACGGGGGAGAGAGAGAGAGUACACAGGUGCAGACGGGGGACGAGAGCAAACAGGUGCAGACGGAGGAAGAGAGUACACAGGUGCAGACGGAGGAGAGAAGGUGUCAGGAGGAGAGAGUCACAUGCGUUGCAGAGGACGGGAGAGAGUACCACAGGUGCAGACGGGGGGCGGUGAAGAGUGGUACAACAGGUGCGACGGGGGAGAGAGUACACAGGUUCAGACGGGGGUGA